UUUGGAAUAUGCUGGAAUCGAGAUACUUGUUUUUUGGUCUGCCAGUUUAGGAUAGCACUACAUCUUUUUUUUUGAUUUAUACCAACUUUUGUACUUUUUUUGAUUUAUACCAACUCAUUUACCUCUUUUGUUAAGCCUUGUUUCAUUUCAAUUUUCUUAAAAAUAAAAAUCAAAAUAUUCAGGAGGAUCCGUUCGGCCUGCUUUUACUUGGGAAACCGACAGUUAGCAGCAUCGAAAUAUUGAUUUUCAACGGAAGGAGGAGCUCAAUUUCCGAUGUAAACUAACGAUGAACUAUGAUAUUGCAACAGCUUUCUACGACUCAACCCAUGAGGUUUGCAGCCAAUCUUCAGAAAACUUGAUCUAUUAUUCUUAUCAAUUAACCAUGUGGUUGGAAGCAACAAAGAAGUGUUCUUUUGAGCACGAAAAAUUAGUCGAUUUAAUGGAGGAGAGGAAUUGCAAGUCAGAACCAAGAUGCUCAUCUCCAUAUCCACAGUCUCAUACCAUGCAAUCGACAACUGAUCCAAAUCAUCUUACUUUUCUCCGAGAUAACAUGAAUUCUGUGAAGAUGAGAAUUUCAGAGCUUGAAAGUCAAAUUGAGGAGAAACCUGAUGAUCUACAAUUGUCCCGUGAGAUCACAGAUGUUGGUACACAAGAGCAAGAAAUAGCUGAAAACGCCACUGAACACAAGAUCAAAAAGAAAAAUGGCGUGUUGAAAGUUUUGCAUCGCUUCUGGCGGAUCAUCAAGCGCAAGUCCAAGUGCAGCAACUAACCAGGAUCAAUUUUCUUCCAUGUCUUAUAUUAUAACCUUUAUCCUUUUUACAUCUUCAUUUGUAAUUUUAAGUUAACAAAAUUUCAACCAAUUUUCGGAGGGUUCACAAAAUCUCUUCAUAUCCCCAUGUCCCCCCCCCCCCUCUGAUCAGGAGUGGGCGGCAAACGAUUUUUUCCGGCAAACGGCCAAUCGGCAAAUUGCCGGAAUUGAAAACUUCCGGCAAAUCCGCAAACCGGCAAUUUACCAAUUUGCCGAAAGGCAAGUGCCGCCCACACCUUCCUCUGAUGUUUCGGUGAAGUCUGUUUGAAAAUGCGCUGUUUUCAUAAUCACAUAAAAUUUCAAAUUUUCUUCAUCGAAAAUCGCCCCUGCUCGUCCUUCUCAAAAUUGUUGAAUGAAAAUAUCAU
Messenger RNA from Caenorhabditis elegans, 1173 nucleotides. RefSeq names its product t-SNARE coiled-coil homology domain-containing protein (gene F13A2.2). Bases 287 to 769 code for a protein of 160 amino acids. The record is from RefSeq and is marked reviewed. Lineage: Eukaryota; Metazoa; Nematoda; Chromadorea; Rhabditida; Rhabditidae. The transcript is spliced from 5 exons.